CUCGCACUAGCGAUUCAGUCCCUUGCCUAGCAAAUGGCAUGUGUGGCAUGAAAGCCACUUUGCACGAACCGACUAAACCAUGGUACGGUUAGAUGCGCAUAAAAGUGAUAUGCAUUCAUCCACUCUCAAGCAGUCUAUCCAACACCCACCACACAAUCUUGAUCACCACAAGAACGCCGUUGUUGGCACUUCCAGGGACCUCAUCAACAUCUUGGUCACAUUGGUCUACCACGUGUUUUGCUCUUAGUUUCCUCCAUACAGGAAAAAUGGC
Messenger RNA from Linderina pennispora, 271 nucleotides. RefSeq lists its product as uncharacterized. The transcript has a single exon. Bases 80 to 247 code for a protein of 55 amino acids. Lineage: Eukaryota; Fungi; Kickxellomycota; Kickxellomycetes; Kickxellales; Kickxellaceae. The record is from RefSeq and is a predicted model, not a curated record.